AAGAGAUGGAAAUAAAUUCUCUACUCCUUGAUGUUCUGUAGGCAGAGGAGAUGGAGAUAGAAAAUAGCACAGUAGUGACAGAAUUCAUCCUCCAUGGUCUGACCCAGUCUCGAGAUAUUCAGCUCCUGGUCUUUGUGCUAGUUUUAAUUUUUUACCUCAUCAUCCUCCCUGGAAAUUUCCUCAUCAUCCUCACCAUCAGCUCAGACUCUGGCCUCACAGCCCCCCUCUACUUCUUUCUGGGCAACUUGGCCUUCCUGGAUGCAUCCUACUCCUUCAUUGUGGCUCCCAGGAUGCUGGUGGACUUCCUCUCUGAGAAGAAGGUGAUCUCCUACAGAGGCUGCAUCACUCAGCUCUUUUUCUUGCACUUCCUUGGAGGCGGGGAGGGGUUACUCCUUGUUGUGAUGGCCUUUGACCGCUACAUGGCCAUCUGUCGGCCUUUACACUAUUCAACCGUCAUGAACCCUAAAGCCUGCUAUGUCUUGCUGUUGGCUCUGUGGCUUGGAGGCUUUGUCCAUUCCAUUAUCCAGGUGGUCCUCAUCCUCCACUUGCCCUUCUGUGGCCCAAACCUACUGGAUAAUUUCUUCUGUGAUGUGCCUCAGGUCAUCAAGCUGGCCUGCACAGACACCUUUGUGGUGGAGCUCCUGAUAGUCUUCAACAGUGGUCUCAUGACCCUCCUGUGCUUCUUGGGGCUUUUGUCCUCCUAUGCAGUCAUACUCUGCCAUAUACAUGGGUCUGCUUCUGAAGGGAAGAGCAAGGCCAUGUCCACAUGCACCACUCAUGUCAUUAUUAUACUUCUCAUGUUUGGACCUGCCAUCUUCAUCUACACUCGCCCCUUCCAGGCCUUACCAGCUGACAAGGUGAUUUCUUUUUUCCACACAGUGAUCUUUCCUUUGAUGAAUCCUGUGAUUUAUACCCUUCGCAACCAGGAAGUGAAAGCUUCCAUGAGGAGGCUAUUGAGUCGGCAUGUGGUGUGCUGAAUGGAUUUUAUAAUAAGAUGUCAAGACGGGGGAAUUCCAGCUGCAAAUCGUUCAUUCAUUCAACAAAUACUGUUUUUCACGGAGUGCCUCCCAUUUGUCAGGUACAAUUGUAGGCAAUGGGGAAGAGUUAUGCAUAACGAGAGAAUAAACUUCGUAUGUUUAAAGAACAUAAAACAAACACCAGAGUGGUUGGAGUAUGAUGAGUAAGUGUGAGAGAUCUAGGAGUUAAAUUACAUAUGACCGUAAGAGUCAAAUCGCUAAGGUCUUUUACGCUGAGAUAAGGAGUUUUAUUCUAUUCUAAUUGAAGUAAGAAUUCAUCUUAAUAUUUUAAGCAAGAGAAUGACUCAUCCACAACUGUUUCUUCUAUGGUUUAGAGCAACAUCAUAAAGAUUCUGGGCAGAAAUCAAUAAGCUGCAAAACAUUAUUAAAAGUCAAGUGUUAUACUGCAGACCUGUUUUGAAAGAGUCUCUCUCCCUCUUUUCUUUUUUUCCCCCAAAAUUUGGA
Diceros bicornis minor is the source of this 1481-nucleotide messenger RNA. Its product is annotated as olfactory receptor 4N4C. Lineage: Eukaryota; Metazoa; Chordata; Mammalia; Perissodactyla; Rhinocerotidae. The transcript has a single exon. Gene Ontology annotation, biological process: G protein-coupled receptor signaling pathway. The coding region runs from base 51 to 977 and encodes 308 amino acids. The record is from RefSeq and is a predicted model, not a curated record. Gene Ontology annotation, cellular component: membrane. Gene Ontology annotation, molecular function: olfactory receptor activity; G protein-coupled receptor activity.